UUGAAAGAAGAAGAAUUAGUAAACAAGUUGGAGAUUUGCGCCCAUAGUAAAUAAAAUAGGGAAAAUCAAUUCUUAGGCAACGAAUUCUUACAUCUUUGUUAACUAGGUAAAUCUAAAAAUGUUCCAUUUGGGCAAACAACUGGUGGCCAGGGCGCCGAAGAUCCGUUUGAGCGCUUGCGCUGUGAGUGGAAGUGGUCAAAGUUCAAGUCUCGAUCAAAACAGCAACAAUUACAGCCCAAAACUUGUUGGCCCUAAUCUUAAUCAAUGCCACAAACGCCUGUCUAGCACUAGUCAUAUUUCGAACGUCGUCCCGAUGAAACGUUUAGCAGGAAAAGUUGCAGUGGUUACCGCUUCCACAGAUGGCAUUGGUUUUGCCAUUGCCAAAAGGCUGGCCGAAGAUGGAGCUUCGGUGGUCAUCAGCAGUCGAAAGCAAAAGAAUGUGGACUCUGCUCUGGCGGAGCUCCGAAAAUUGAACCUCAAUGCUCAUGGACUCAAGUGCCAUGUAGGCGAUGCCCAAGACCGAAAGCAGCUCUUCGAGGAGACCAUCAGCAAGUUUGGAAAGCUUAAUAUUCUGGUCAGCAAUGCUGCCACCAACCCUGCAGUAGGUGGAGUCUUGGAGUGCGACGAGAAGGUAUGGGACAAGAUCUUCGAUGUGAAUGUGAAGAGUUCCUACCUUCUGGCCAAAGAAGCACUGCCUCUCCUUCGCCAACAGAAGGAUUCCAGCAUCGUUUUCGUCUCCUCCAUUGCUGGUUAUGAUGCCUUUGAGCUACUUGGCGCAUAUUCCGUCAGCAAAACUGCUCUGAUUGGCUUGACCAAGGCGGCUGCCAAAGACCUCGCACCCGAGGGCAUCCGUGUCAACUGCUUAGCCCCUGGCGUCAUCAAGACAAAAUUCUCCAAAGCUCUGUAUGAGGACGAGGCGGCAAAUGAAGCGGCUUUGAGCAAAAUUCCAAUGGGUCGCCUGGGCACCAGUGAAGAAAUGGCCGGCGUUGUCUCCUUUUUGGUCUCUGAGGAUGCGGGAUACAUUACGGGCGAGUCCAUUGUUGCCGGAGGCGGGAUGUCUGCUCGUUUGUAAGCGGUGUACAUAAAUAUAUUUCCUUACUGGCUAUGGA
Molecule: messenger RNA, 1109 nt
Organism: Drosophila eugracilis
Lineage: Eukaryota; Metazoa; Arthropoda; Insecta; Diptera; Drosophilidae
Gene: Dhrs4
Product: dehydrogenase/reductase SDR family member 4
Exons: 3
Coding region: 119-1072 (317 amino acids)
Molecular function (GO): carbonyl reductase (NADPH) activity
Source: RefSeq, a predicted model, not a curated record